AUGAGUUCCAAAGUCCAGGCUAGUGCUGUCCGUGACUCCAUCCGUAAUCUCGUCACCUACUCAAAGGAAGGCAAACCCAGAAAAUUCGUAGAAACUGUAGAAUUGCAAAUCGGUCUCAAGAACUAUGAUCCUCAACGUGACAAGCGUUUCUCGGGUACCGUCAGAUUGCCCAACAUCCCAAAGCCCAGAAUGACCAUCUGUAUCUUGGCUGAUGCUGCUCACAUCGAUCAAGCAAAGGCUAUUGGAUUGGACUUUAUGUCCGUUGACGACUUGAAAAAGCUCAACAAGAACAAGAAGCUCAUCAAGAAGCUGGCCAAGAAAUACGAUGCUUUCUUGGCCUCCGAAGCCUUGAUCAAACAAAUCCCUCGUUUGUUGGGUCCUGGUUUGUCAAAGGCUGGUAAAUUCCCUACUCCCGUCAACCACGCUGAAAACUUGGCUGAAAAAGUCGCUGAAAUGAAGGCUACCAUCAAAUUCCAACUCAAAAAAGUAUUAUGCUUGGGUGUUGCUGUCGGUCACGUGCAAAUGUCAGAAGAUGAAUUGGUAAACAACACCAUGUUGAGUAUCAACUUCUUGGUCUCUCUCCUCAAGAAGAAUUGGCAAAACGUCCGUAGUUUGUUUGUAAAAUCUUCCAUGGGCAAACCACAACGUCUGUAUUAA
Messenger RNA from Synchytrium microbalum, 657 nucleotides. RefSeq lists its product as uncharacterized. The transcript has 4 exons. The record is from RefSeq and is a predicted model, not a curated record. Bases 1 to 657 code for a protein of 218 amino acids. Gene Ontology annotation, molecular function: RNA binding; structural constituent of ribosome. Gene Ontology annotation, cellular component: large ribosomal subunit. NCBI's taxonomy places the organism in Eukaryota, Fungi, Chytridiomycota, Chytridiomycetes, Synchytriales, Synchytriaceae. Gene Ontology annotation, biological process: translation.